AUGAAGUGUGACACAGUGUGGAUGUGCGUUUUUCUCCUGCUCCUAGAUGAAGCAAGCUCCUGGGAUGACCCCUCAGUUCUGUUCAUGGGCCUGGGCGAGGCUCCGGGAUCUCAAAACGCCGGGUCUAGAACCGAUGAUCAGCCAGAGAGGGUGGACUGCAUCCAGGCGACUGAGAUGUGCAACCAGAACCCUUCCUGCAGCUCUCGGUACCGAGUGAUGCGCCAGUGCCUCGUGGGCAAGGAGAAGGAAGCCAUGCUGGAUAACAACAGAGACUGCCAGGCGGCCUUGGAAGUGCUGCUGGGGAGCCCUCUGUACGACUGCCGCUGCAAGAGGAGCAUGAAGAACGAGCUGCAGUGCCUACAGAACUACUGGGCCAUCCACAUGGGACUCAACGAAGGUGGAGAUAUGGAGGACUCAUCUCCAUACGAACCUGUUGCCCCCAACCGGCAGCCUGAUGUUUCCCGCUUGGCAUCCAUCUCUUCAGGGUCCAACUCCUGA
This is a messenger RNA of Nematolebias whitei (Rio pearlfish), 498 nucleotides long. Its product is annotated as GDNF family receptor alpha-2-like. The coding region runs from base 1 to 498 and encodes 165 amino acids. The transcript has 4 exons. Gene Ontology annotation, cellular component: external side of plasma membrane; signaling receptor complex. NCBI's taxonomy places the organism in Eukaryota, Metazoa, Chordata, Actinopteri, Cyprinodontiformes, Rivulidae. The record is from RefSeq and is a predicted model, not a curated record. Gene Ontology annotation, molecular function: signaling receptor activity. Gene Ontology annotation, biological process: nervous system development.